AUGGCCAUAAAUUCAGAUACAGAUGUUGAAAACUUUUUAAGUACGUUUGAACAACUUCAUGACGAAAGGCAGAAACAAACUGCGGAAAGGAUGAAGUCAUUGGAAGAUCAGGUGAAUAUUGAAAGGGAGCUAUAUAAGAGGUCCCCCAAAAAGAAAAAGGUACCUCCGAUUGUUCCAAUGAAGAGUAAAUCUUUAUCUAGUAUAGUCGAGAAAGAUGGGGAUACGAAGGAUACAAUUUUUCUUUUGAAACCCACGGCGAGAAAAGAUACGAAUAAUUCAACAAAUAUCAAACCCUUUAGAUCCGAUAGGAAUGGGGAGGAAAUCCGGGAUUUUGAAACCUUUGUACAAUCCAUACAUAUAGAGACGUCGGCUGAUAUGAUUAAGCCAGGAAAAGGACCACGUGUGAUUCAUUAUAAUGAUUUGAUAAAGAAAGAAGCACGCCCAGAUCUCCCAUGGAAUAAACAUGCUCAGAUAGAGAGAAGGAGACCGGAUAAUGAUAGUAAAAACAAGAAAGUCAAGAUUAAUGAAGUUGAUUUGAAUAUUAAGGACGAUAUAUAUGCAGGUGAACAUAACGUAAAUAGGGAAACUGUAUCUUCAAUGAAUAAGCGAAGUAAUAGUGGUGAAAACAAAAAAGUGGAAAGACAGAGAAUGAGAGAAAAUGCUACGAAGGCACAGAACACACUUAAAUCAGUGCCAAAGCAAAAAAGAGAACUAGAGCAGAUGCCCAAUAAACGAAAACAAACGUUAAAGCCACAAUCAAGACCAAAGCCAAAGCCAAAACCAAAGCCACUAGUUUCUCUUAGACAUGUAAUACCCAAUAAAAAAGACAAUACACAAAUGGGAAAACGGGAGAAAGCAGAAAUACCCAUGCAUAAACUUCGGCCAGUUCCCGAAGUUCCACCUAAAUCAAAGGAAAUUCCUCAAUUUGUAAAGCAAUUAGAAAGUUUAAGGUCACCAAAACCGGCUGCAAAACCGGAGAAGGUUGUUCCUGAAGCAUUCACUCAGAUGAAGAAACUUCAAAAACCAAAGGUAGGUCCCAAACCUAAUUUAACUAUCCCAGAGGCUAUUGCGAAAAGGGAAAAUCUGAAAAAACAUACUAGUGUGUACAAAAAAAACUCGGCAGAUGCAGACGUUCCAGAGGCUUUGAAAAUGAUUCAGCAGUUAAAACUCCGAAACGACCGCUUUAAUGCGAAGAAAACGGACACAAGCAGGGUCAGAAUACAAGAAACAAGAGGUGUCGAAAACGGAGUUGAUGGAGCAAGUCAUAACAAAUUUAGAAACGCGGUCAAAACUGAAAUGAUGCCAGUGGCAUUACCGGGCAUGGUUAAAGCACAAACAAUGUCAUCCAUGCCGGAUGCAUUGGCUAGGAUGAUCAAAGGAAAAACUAUAACGACAAAUACGACAAGUCGCUCAAAAACAAUUGAUAACUCCGAUCUUAACGGAAGUAGUAAGAAGCUUCAUCAUCUGACAAAGAAUAGAGCACGUGGACCAAAAAGAAGAUUGCCACGAAAUUUGGGAGGGAAAAAUAGAGGAUCGAAUAUUGAUGCAGCACAAAAAAAAACACCACCGCCAAUCAAGCGGCCUUCGAGAAACAUUUCAUUAAAUUAG
Brettanomyces bruxellensis is the source of this 1608-nucleotide messenger RNA. RefSeq lists its product as uncharacterized. NCBI's taxonomy places the organism in Eukaryota, Fungi, Ascomycota, Pichiomycetes, Pichiales, Pichiaceae. The record is from RefSeq and is a predicted model, not a curated record. The transcript has a single exon. The coding region runs from base 1 to 1608 and encodes 535 amino acids.